UAAACUCUUUUAUUUAUUUUUUGAGUACUUUAGCCCUUAUUAUUUUUAAUGAUGCAAAAGAGCCCUUCAACUUUUUUAAUUGUUAUUUACCUGGUGCCUUUAUAAAACAGCAGAUUUGAACAUUCAGGAGGCAGCAGAAGGUUAUGGAGGAAGAGGAGUUACGGUCACAGUUACAGGCAGCUCUUCAAAAUCAGGAUUUAGCAGUUGCUAAUGUUACAGACAAAGGACGGAGUUUAAUCACCUGCAAGGAUUUCCAUCCAGGAGACGUAAUAAUAAGCCAAGAGCCUUAUGUUUGUGUGCCAAACAACUCAUCAACUCAAUCGAGAUGCGAUGGAUGUUUCAUUUCAAGUAAAAAUCUUAAGAAAUGCUCAAAAUGUCAAGUUGUUUGGUACUGUAGCAGCACUUGUCAGAAGUUAGAAUGGAAGUUGCAUCGCGUUGAGUGUGAUGCUCUCUCUAAGCUUGCUAAGGAUAGGCGAAAACAUGUUACACCUUCAUUACGUUUAAUGGUCAAACUUCUCGUUCGAAGAAAAUUGCAAUUUGAGAAGAUAGUUCCUUCUACUGCUACAGACAAUUAUAGAUUGGUGGGGGCGUUGGUGUCUCACAUGAAAGACAUCGAUGAGAAGCAAGUGGUGCUAUAUGCACAAAUGGCCAACCUUGUCAACUUGGUCCUUCAGUGGCCUGAUAUUAAUUUAAAAGAUAUAGCAGAGAAUUUUUCCAAGCUUGCUUGCAAUGCUCAUACCAUUUGUGAUAGUGAAUUGAGACCAGUGGGCACAGGACUGUAUCCUGUUGUUUCCAUAAUUAACCACAGCUGCUUGCCCAGUGCUGUUUUAGUAUUUGAGGGAAGGUUGGCUGUGGUGCGUGCUGUGCAGCAUAUACCAAAAGGUUCUGAGGUGCUGAUAAGUUAUAUAGAAACUGCUGGAAGCACUAUGGAACGGAGAAAAGCUCUAAAACAACAGUAUUUUUUUACCUGCGCAUGUCCCCGGUGCAGUAAAAUGGGUCAAGAAGAUGAUAUUCGGGAGAGUGCAAUUUUGGAAGGUUAUAGAUGCAAAGAUAAUAGAUGCAAUGGUUUCGUGCUUCGUGAUUCUGAUGCAUAUGCAGAUGACAGAGGAUUUGUAUGCCAACAAUGUGGUCUCCUUAGGAACAAGGAAGAAGUAAAGAAGUUGGCAGCUGAAAUAAUAACAACUUCGGACAGAGCUUCCAAGUGUACAUCAUCUAGGGAUACACUGGAAGACAUUUCGGUAUAUAAGUUGAUUGAGAAACUCCAAAGAAAGUUGUGCCAUCCAUUUUCAAUUAGCUUGAUGCAAACUCGAGACAAGCUUUUAAAGAUGCUGAUGGAGAUAGAAGACUGGAGAGAAGCUUUAUCAUAUUGCAGACUGACCAUUCCUAUUUAUCAAAGAGUUUAUCCAGAAUUUCAUCCCUUGCUUGGUUUGCAGUAUUAUACUUGUGGAAAACUUGAGUGGUUACUUGGUGACACAGAGAAUGCAAUCAAAUCACUGACCAAAGCUGUUGAUGUACUUCGGAUAACUCAUGGGACUAACACAUCCUUCAUGAAAGAGCUUAUAAUGAAGUUGGACGAAGCAUGUGCUGAACGAUCCCACAUUCGUGCAUCGAGAGAUGAUGAGUAGUUAAGUCUCUUAUCAUUUGAACAAUAAAUGUCUGUAAUUGUUAGUACUGAGUACUAACAUCUGUAUUGCUGAACGGCAAUGACCCGAGGACCGCUCUAAAAGAGAAGAAUUAAUCAGCAAGCCGUGUAAGUUAAAAUAUUCCUUACAAUUUUACUUCUGCUCAGUGUACUGCAAUUACUGUUAA
Molecule: messenger RNA, 1809 nt
Organism: Mercurialis annua (annual mercury)
Lineage: Eukaryota; Viridiplantae; Streptophyta; Magnoliopsida; Malpighiales; Euphorbiaceae
Product: histone-lysine N-methyltransferase ASHR1
Exons: 14
Coding region: 144-1625 (493 amino acids)
Cellular component (GO): nucleus
Molecular function (GO): protein binding
Source: RefSeq, a predicted model, not a curated record